Nymphaea colorata (pocket water lily) is the source of this 1119-nucleotide messenger RNA. RefSeq names its product zinc finger BED domain-containing protein RICESLEEPER 2-like. The transcript has a single exon. The record is from RefSeq and is a predicted model, not a curated record. Gene Ontology annotation, molecular function: DNA binding; protein dimerization activity. Bases 1 to 1119 code for a protein of 372 amino acids. NCBI's taxonomy places the organism in Eukaryota, Viridiplantae, Streptophyta, Magnoliopsida, Nymphaeales, Nymphaeaceae.
AUGGUAAAAGAUGGGUUGAGUGCCAUUAAAAAUGAAAUUAUUAGCAUUACAGAUGCAGUUAAAUAUAUCAAAGUGUCACCUUCAAGACUCCAUGGUUUUGCAGCUGCAGGUAGAGAGUUGGAUCUUUCAACGACAAAGAAGUUAGUGUUAGAUGUACCAACUCGAUGGAAUUCAACAUAUUUUAUGUUGGAAACAGCUCUUGCAUAUAAAGAUGCUUUUGCAAGAUAUAGCAUGGAAGACCCAGGUUUUGUAUGGUUGCUUGUACCUAAGGAUUGGGAAAAAAUAGCAGUGAUAUGUGAUUUUCUUCAUGUUUUCUAUGAUGUGUCCACCUUAUUUUCUGGGUCAUCUUAUGCAACAGCAAACUUAUAUUUUCUUGAAAUUUGGAGAGUUCAAGAAAUAUUGCAGGAAAAGGUUGAAAAUGAAGGUGGGUUUAUGAAGGCAAUGGCAGUGAAAAUGAAGGAGAAAUUUGAUAAAUAUUGGAAAUCUUGUAACUUGUUAAUGGUUAUUGCAUCCAUAUUAGAUCCACGCGUGAAACUCACAUUAUCAGAAUUUGUCUUUUCAAGAAUUUACCAAUCAAGAGAAGAAAGGGAAGAACAAAUGCAAAUGAUAAAACAAUCUUUACAAGAUGUUUAUGAAAGUUACAUUCAAAGAAAUGAAGUGGAUGUCAAUAUUUCUACUGCUUCAACUACUUCCUCUAGUAUUCAAGGUCGAGAGAGUCAAGACACCCCACAUGGUGGAAGGAAGUUAUUUUUUAAGUUCUUAGGUAAAGCUGAGAAUGUUGUUUUUCAGGUCACCAAAUCUGAGAUAGACACAUAUUUGGAGGAUGGAUUGAUUAAGCAUGAUGAUAAUGGUGAUGAAGAUUCUUUCAAUAUUUUGCAAUGGUGGAAGGAUAAGGAAUCUAAGUAUCGAAUUCUUUCACAAAUGGCACGUGAUCUGUUGUCAAUUCCAAUAACUUCUGCUGCUUCAGAAAAAGCUUUCAGUACAGGAGGUCGAAUUGUUAAUGAUAGUCGUAGUUCAUUGAUGCCAAAAACAGUUAAAGCUUUGGUUUGUUUGGGUAAUUGGGUAAAGAAUGAUGGUGAUCCAAUGCAUGAAGUUUUAACAAAAGUAAGUAUGUUUUGA